AUGGAAAGCCAAAUCAUUGCUUUUUGUUUGCUCGCCAUGGCUUGCACUCUGGCAAUGGCCUUUGAGCCAAGUCCAUUACAAGAUUUUUGUGUUGCAGACUACACUAGUUCAGCACGAGUGAAUGGCCUCCCGUGCUUGGACUCGAAGCUAGCACAAGCUGAACACUUCACCUACAGCGGCCUUCAUUUAGCAGGCAACACAUCCAACCCUCUGGGCUUCAGCGUCACUCCUGUGACAGUAGCUCAAUUACCUGGAUUGAACACGCUUGGAAUAGCAUUGGUACGUUUUGACUAUGCACCAUGGGGCAUCGCUCCUCUUCAUGUCCACCCUCGAGCCACUGAGAUUAUUACUGUCUUAGAAGGCAGCAUUCAGGUUGGCUUUGUGACCUCCAACCCAGACAACAAGCUGCUUAGCAAAGUCCUACAAAAGGGUGAUGUUUUUAUCUUCCCAAUGGGCCUUGUUCACUUUCAGCGAAAUGUGGGAAAUGGAAAUGCUGUUUCCAUCUCUGCCUUGAGCAGCCAAAACCCUGGAAUUGUCAUUGUAGCAAGUUCUGUUUUUGGUUCAGUACCAGGUAUUGACGAUGAUGUUCUCACCAAGGCAUUUCAGGUGGAUAAGAGUACAAUCGAUAACCUCAAAGCACGAUUUUAA
Fraxinus pennsylvanica is the source of this 648-nucleotide messenger RNA. The record is from the annotation of a GenBank genome assembly. NCBI's taxonomy places the organism in Eukaryota, Viridiplantae, Streptophyta, Magnoliopsida, Lamiales, Oleaceae.